AUGCCCCUCUUCAAGAAGCGCGACAAUUCGAAUGUGCGCGAUCGCUUCGAUUUCCGUGAUGUCCUGGGAACAGGAGCGUUUUCGAAGGUGUUCCUUGCCGAGUGCAAAGCAGAGCCCGGCCACCUCGUCGCCGUCAAAUGCAUCGACAAGAAGGCGCUGAAGGGCAAGGAGGAGAGCCUCGAGAAUGAGAUCAAGGUGCUCAGAAAGCUACGCCACCCGAAUAUUGUGCAGCUGUAUGACACGUAUGAUGAGAAGGGGUUCGUCUACUUGGUGAUGGAGCUGGUCACCGGCGGUGAGCUUUUCGACCGAAUCGUCGCCAAGGGCAGCUACACGGAAAAGGACGCUUCACAUCUCAUACGACAGGUACUCCACGCCGUCGCCUUCAUGCACGACAACGGCGUCGUCCAUCGGGACUUGAAACCUGAGAACUUGUUGUAUUACAACCAUGAAGAGGAGUCCAAGAUCAUGAUCAGCGACUUUGGGCUAUCGAAGACGGAAGACUCCGGGGUGAUGGCGACAGCCUGCGGGACGCCUGGCUACGUUGCCCCGGAAGUUUUGCAGCAGAAGCCGUACGGGAAAGCCGUCGACGUGUGGUCAAUUGGCGUCAUCGCCUACAUUCUACUUUGCGGGUACCCUCCAUUCUACGACGAAAACGAUGCGAAUCUCUUUGCUCAAAUCAUCAAGGGUGAAUACGAGUUUGAUGCCCCCUACUGGAACGAAAUCUCGGAUUCUGCAAAAGACUUCAUCUCACAUCUGAUGUGCUGUGACCCGGAUGCGCGCUAUACGUGCGAGCAGGCCCUUGCCCAUCCUUGGAUCAGCGGCAACACGGCGUACACCAAGGACAUCCACGGUUCGGUGGCCUCGCAUCUCAAGAAGAGCCUGGCGAAGCGGAAUUGGAAAAAGGCGUACAACGCAGCCGCCGCCAUCCGCCAACUGCAAUUGCUCAGAAUCUCGAUCGUCGCGCGGCUGGCCGCCUGCCAGCAGGUGCGGCGGCGGCCGCACAGAGCCGGCCGUUCCAGCUGUAAAAACGACAUCAACUGCUGCCCUCCCCCUGUAUUGCCCCUUUCGAAUGUGACGAUCUCA
Messenger RNA from Mesorhabditis spiculigera, 1083 nucleotides. NCBI's taxonomy places the organism in Eukaryota, Metazoa, Nematoda, Chromadorea, Rhabditida, Rhabditidae. The record is from the annotation of a GenBank genome assembly.